UGUGAGGUGCGCUGAGCGUAGGCUUACCGAGGGCGCGCGCAGAACACGGUUGCCCCUCGCUCCCUUCGCGGCCGGGUGCGGGAGAACGCGAGGAGUGACCCUAAACCUGUCGCCGGGCUUCACCUUGACGGUUGCGCACCAUCCGCCUCCGGCCCGCUGCCCCGUGGGCCAGAGGCCGCGCGUCCUCCAACCCCCUUUCCCGCAGAGGGCGCGCGGGAUCCUACGCCGAUCCAGGCCGGGUUUUGCGGCGGCAAGCGAAUGUGCUGAUCUCUCAUCUGCCCUUCUCCGCACAGUUGGCGGCGGGAGAUCAUGGUGCUGGACGAACUGUGGACCGAGCUCCCUGGCGCCUCAGUGGCUGCCCUGGCCUGCUGCUUCGUUGCAGCGGCCGUGGCCCUGCGCUGGUCAAGUCGUCAGCCGGCGCGGGACGCGGGGGCCAGGGCACGACGCAAACAGCGGGCGGCUCUGGAGACCAUGGAUAAGUCGGCGCAGCGCUUCCGCCUCCAGAACCCCGACCUGGACUCAGAGGCACUGCUGGCCCUGCCCCUGACUCAGCUGGUGCAGAAGUUACACCGAGGGGAGCUGUCCCCGGAGGCUGCACUCUUCACCUACGUGGGAAAGGCCUGGGAAGUAAACAAAGAGACCAACUGUGUGACCACCUACCUGGCAGACUGUGAGACUCAGCUGUCCCAGGCCCCAAAGCGGGGCCUGCUCUAUGGAGUCCCUGUGAGCCUCAAGGAGUGCUUCAGCUACAAGGGCCAGGACUCAACACUGGGCUUGAGCCUGAACGAGAGCAUGCCUGCAGAGUGUGACAGUGUGGUGGUGCAGGUGCUGAAGCUACAGGGUGCUGUGCCCUUCGUGCACACCAACAUCCCUCAGUCCAUGUUCAGCUAUGACUGCAGUAAUCCCCUCUUUGGCCAGACCUUGAACCCACUGAAGUCCUCUAAGAGCCCAGGUGGUUCCUCUGGGGGUGAAGGGGCCCUCAUUGCAGGUGGAGGCUCCCCCCUGGGCUUAGGUACUGACAUCGGAGGCAGUAUCCGCCUUCCCUCCUCCUUCUGUGGCAUCUGUGGCCUCAAGCCCACGGGAAACCGCAUCAGCAAGAGUGGCCUGAAGGGCUGUGUCUAUGGACAGGUAGCAGUGCAAAUGUCAGUCGGCCCCAUGGCCCAGGAUGUGGAAAGCCUGGCACUGUGCCUGCGAGCGCUACUGUGUGAGGACAUGUUCCGCUUGGAUGCUGCCGUGCCCCCCCUGCCCUUCAAGGAGGAGGUCUACACAAGCUCUCAGCCCCUGCGUGUGGGGUAUUAUGAGACCGACAACUAUACCACACCAACCCCGGCCAUGAAGCGGGCCCUGCUGGAGACGAAGCAGAGCCUGGAGGCUGCUGGCCACACGCUGAUCCCCUUCCUGCCAAGCAAUAUACCCUAUGCUCUGGAGAUCCUCUCAACAGGUGGGCUGUUCAGUGAUGGUGGCCACAGCUUCCUACAGAACUUCAAAGGUGAUUUCGUGGACCCCUGCUUGGGAGACCUGAUCUCAGUUCUGAAGAUACCCAGGUGUUUGAAAGGACUGCUGGCUUUCCUGCUAAAGCCUCUGUUCCCAAGGAUGGCAGCCUUUCUUGGCAGUAUGAAGUCCCGGUCGGCUGGAAAGCUCUGGGAACUGCAGUACAAGAUUGAGGUGUACCGCAACUCUGUGAUUGCCCAGUGGAGAGCACUGGACCUGGAUGUGUUGCUCACCCCCAUGCUGGGCCCUGCUCUGAACCUGAAUGCUCCCGGCAGGGCCACAGCGGCUAUCAGCUACACUCUGCUCUACAACUGCCUGGACUUCCCAGCGGGGGUGGUGCCUGUCACCACAGUGACCGCUGAGGACGAGGCUCAGAUGGAACAUUACAGGGGCUACUUUGGAGAUAUCUGGGACAAGACGCUACAGAAGGCCGUGAAGAAGAGCGUGGGGCUGCCCGUGGCCGUGCAGUGUGUGGCUCUGCCCUGGCAAGAAGAGUUGUGUCUGCGGUUCAUGCGGGAGGUGGAGCGACUGAUGACCCCUGAAAAGCAGCCAUCCUGACUGCCACCCACUGGGCUCUGGGGACCUGAGAUCCACUCGAUCUGUGCCCAGCCUAGUCUGGGCACAGCUGCCACCCUGUGAGGAAAUGUUCAGCCUGGGCCAGAGGCUUCCAUGUACCCCUCCCCUGAUCUUCUACAAGAAGCACAGACGCCCUGAGUCUGGACCUUGCCCCCCCUUCUGAUCCCUCCCUCUGCCCUGACAUGCCCACCACAUGGCAGGCAGUGGGUGUGACAUGGGCAAAAGCCCACUAACAGUCAAGAAAUGUUUCUAGUCUGUAUGCUCUCUGGCCAUCAUCAUUGUCAGGGCAUUGGGGGUUGAGCCCUACUCCAGCCCCGGCAAUCUCAUGGUUCCCAUCCCCCACAGGAGGGACACAGGCUUCUCACCUCACCCAUCCCCCUGUCCCCUCACUUAGACAAAGCCCUACUUUGCUAAGCAUUGCCCUUCUCUUCUUCUUUCCUUUGCUCCUUCCCUCUCCAAGGAUGCCCUUUCUGCUCCUCUACCAUUAAAUCCUUCGAGGCCCAGCUCAGAUCCCUCUUUCCCAAGAAGGCCUUCCCUCCUUCCUCUGAGCCCUGGACUAGGUGGACUGUUUCUUCCCAGUCUGUCCUCUGUGGUGAGCAUCUGUGGGUGGGUUUGCUUCCCUUAGUACGCUGGUUCUCCUUGACAGGAGGGACCCUAAUGCUGUAUCUUUGUCCUUGGUGGCCAGCAAAGGGCUGGGCAUAGGGCAGCAGGGAGUCUGGAGGGCUGGCCCUGAGCUGGCUCUCUUGUGGGGAGGGGGCCCAUAGGCCUCGAGAAGAGAGCAUGAGACAAGGCGAUCUGGUAGCACUCAUAGGGCUGGCCAAGGACUGGAUUGUUCUAGGAAGGCUUCCUGAAGGAGGAAGACAUGUAUUGAGUGUAGAAGGUUUCCAGAAGCUGAGAUGGGGAUGAGGACAUCCGAGGGAUAAGGAGCCACACACCCAAAAGACCACGAUGAGUUUGGUAGAUGGAGGUAUUGAAUGGGUACAGGAGAGGCAGCAGAGAUACAGGUGGGGGCCAGAUCAGGGUGGACUUUGGGGGUUAGUUCAGGAACUUGACUUCUGUCUCAAGGGCAAUGGGGAGCUCUUAAAGGAUCACACAGAUGCAGCAAAGAGCACAGACUUGGGGGACAGAGCCUGGAGAGGGAUAAGGAGGCUGCUUCAUGAUCCUAAUCUGAGGAAGGGGGCCUGAGGCCUGAGCUAGGGCUGUGGCCUAGGGGUAGGCAGAGAGGUGGUUUGGGAAUUGACAGUUGGGUUGGAAGUGAGCUGUCUCAGCUCAGUCUCACCUCUGCCCAAUCUGCCAGCCCACCUUUUACAGGACUGUGUUGCCUGGCGGGUGGGCAACUAGUCUAUGACUAGUCUGGGGACUUCCUGGCCCCGCUAAGCAGAGCUCACUCUUCCCUGGCCCCAGCUCUAACUCCCCUACUUACUGAAGAAGAUGUUUCUGAGCCUAAGCCCUCAGGCCAGGCGGGUCCUAACCCUAUCUGGCCCACUUCAGAUUCUUUUCAGGGUAAGCUGCCUUCCCAAGGCUUCCUUCUCCACCCUGAUUUUCCUACUUCUUUGGAGGGACUUUGCCUUCCAGGUUACAUGGCCAGGGGCACCUCCACUGUCUGACAGUGGUAUCCCUGCUCGGCCUGAGGCCUCACACUUCAAGACCAAAAUCACAUGGACAUCCAGAUUGGGACAGCCAGAUACGUGCUGCACUUUGCCCAGAUUCCUUGUAACUGCUGUGUCAUUUUGCCUCAUAUCAUCCCAUAGAAUCAUCUGUGCCCUGGCCUGUAUCCCUCCCUUGGCUUCUUCCUGCCCCAUUUCUCUUUGGUUACUGAUAAACUUGUGCUUUUAGACACAA
Molecule: messenger RNA, 3909 nt
Organism: Leopardus geoffroyi (Geoffroy's cat)
Lineage: Eukaryota; Metazoa; Chordata; Mammalia; Carnivora; Felidae
Gene: FAAH
Product: fatty acid amide hydrolase
Exons: 15
Coding region: 310-2049 (579 amino acids)
Biological process (GO): fatty acid catabolic process
Molecular function (GO): fatty acid amide hydrolase activity; amidase activity
Source: RefSeq, a predicted model, not a curated record